AUUUCAACCCCACUGCUGCACUGCCACCAGAACUGGGUAUGGUUGUUGCCCUUUUUUUUUCUUUUCCAUUUUUGGGCACCCAGCUUAGUGGUUGCUGAAUUCGAGUUAGAGUUAUUGCUUAUGGUGGCCUUAAUUGCGAAGCCAUUUCCAUUAAUUUUAUAUCAAUUAAUUCAGAGCCGUUAUAGUUAUAAUUAUGAGCUAGCGAGUCUUGCAUUAAUUUUCAGCUGCUGCAAAUCCAUGUCUCCAUCUCAUCCUCUCCCACCUUCCCAAUCGCAAGGAACAUCAACGUCGACGGAGGGCAGCCCUGGUAGGUCACCCUUGUCCCACGAGUACAGCCUCGCCGUCCAAAGCACUUCCUACAAUGAGAUUUGGUCUAGGAUUCACGUCCUCCACAGCAACCAACAACAUGAGGAUGGGGAUGAGGAUGGGGAUGAGGAAGACCAACUGGUAUUGGAGCGAGUGCUUCAGCCCAACCGACAGUGCGUGGAAGAGGCCCUCCGCCACGCCGAGUCCAACUCCCUCACUGUUCUCGUCUCCGACUACUUCCGCCACAGCGAGGACGCCACCCAUCUCUGUCUGCUCCUCCACCGCAGCGUCUAUCGAGCACGUGGCCUUUACGCCCCUCUCCAUCAACUGCUCGACGUUUUCGAACCAGACUCGAGCCUCAACCAAUCUCAGUGCAGUCACGCCUUGGACAUCUUCCUACAAUUCGACCGCCACGACAACCCCUUCCCCGCCCCCGACUCCCACAACUUCGACGACACGCGCCGCCUCUUCAACGACCUCAAGCAGCAGCUCGAUAGCCGCCUCCGCGCCUCCCGCUCCAAAAUUCGCCGCAUUCGCCGAGCCAAUGUUGCGUCCACUAUAUGCCUCAUUGGAACUGCCGUGGGAGUAGUGGCUUCUGCGGCCGCAAUCACAGCCCACGCUCUGGCGGCGUUUGUUGUGGCGGGGCCUUUGUGCUGCAGCGGCAGCGGCAGCAGAGCGAGUGCGACGACAAACAAGGAGGUUGCGCAUAUGAAACAAGUGGAUGCUGCGGCCAAGGGGACGUGUGUGCUGAACAAUGAUCUGGCGACCAUUGACCGGCUGGCGCAGCGCCUACAUACGGCGGUGGAGGGCGACAAGCUUCUGAUUCGGCUGGGAUUGGAGAGGGGAGCUCAAGACAAGCAUCCCAUUCAGGAGGUGCUUAAGCAGCUGCGCAAGAGCCACCCCAAUUUCCUCCACCUUGUCAACGAACUUGAUCAACAUAUAUGCCUCUGCUUUAACACCGUUAACAGGGCCAGGUCGCUGCUUCUCCAAGAGAUCUACAAUCUCCAAACAGAGGCAGCAGCCAGCUGAUCGAGCCAUAUAUUGUUUUUCUUUUCUUUUCUUGUAGCUAGCUAGCUAGCUACAAGUUUCUGACUUACUGCAGCUAGCUUAUUAGCCUAGAAAGGCACACCAGCCAUGCUACUCCUAAUUCCUUUGUAUUAAUAGUGAAGUUCAAAGGAGGUUUGAUGCAUUCAAUUGUCAAGCCG
Rosa rugosa (rugosa rose) is the source of this 1511-nucleotide messenger RNA. RefSeq names its product UPF0496 protein At3g19330-like. Lineage: Eukaryota; Viridiplantae; Streptophyta; Magnoliopsida; Rosales; Rosaceae. The record is from RefSeq and is a predicted model, not a curated record. The transcript is spliced from 2 exons. The coding region runs from base 121 to 1335 and encodes 404 amino acids.